Messenger RNA from Prorocentrum cordatum, 1468 nucleotides. The record is from the annotation of a GenBank genome assembly. Lineage: Eukaryota; Dinophyceae; Prorocentrales; Prorocentraceae.
AGCCACUGUGGCUCAAGGAAUUUUGUCUCAAGCUCCCUCAGGCCAUCCUUCUUCAAGAGCCCGCGCACGCGCGUCCCCUAACUGCUUGCGUGGGAUUCCCACAUACACGCGCUUCGAUUCACGAUGGAGGACAUGCCAUUGCCUAAAGCGCCGAUGGAGGACGCGCCGACGUCGCCGUCGGAGCUGAACCUUCCGUUUGUCAACAUCCCGAAGAUCCAGGGGUCGUUGCCACCGCCGAUGCCCGACGGCCCAUCCAUCAUGACCGAUUUCGAGAUCCCAUCGGAGGGGACCGCUUCCAAGGUGCCUGCGGUCGACGUUUGUGCGACCUGGGCGGGGAAGGCGAAGCACGCGGUCAACGACGCUGAGGUGAAGGAGGAGUGCCUGUCCGACACGCAGGAGAAGUGGGCACUGGGCGACGCCAGCACAGAGCAGGACGAGGCGAAUUGUGACGUGAGCAAGGCCGGCUCGACGCCAGAAAUUACGAGUUCAACAUAUGACGUCGAGAAUCCGCACGCGGCCAGGGAGCAGGAAGAGGUUGCACUGCGCGACGCCAGCAAGCAGAGCGAUAACGGGGGUGACGCCAGCAAGGCCAGCUCGAAAGAAUAUCGUAUAAGCCGCAAGCCGUGGCGCUUGAUCUCAAACCGACGCAGGACAACGAAAAAGUGGCACCACGGGAAGACGUCAUUGCACAAGGCUGCCUGGUAUGCUGAGUGCAUAACUUGCGGCUUGUUCUCCGUCGCAUGUCUUGUCAUGCUCUGUCUGUGGGCACGCCAUGUGAACGAGGAAUCGUUUGUGAACACCUUCUUUGUGACCGCGAUAGCGGCAAUGACAUACUUCGCGAAGUCGUGCCAUAUGGGAGACAUGGUCAUAAAGGGAGAUUUGGUGCCCAUCGCUCGCUACGUUGACUGGAUCACCACAACACCCCUGAUGUUGUAUGAGCUCUGCCACAUAGCGCACGCUACCACACCUAUGAUAAUCAUGGUCAUCAUGAGCGACUUACUGAUGCUCGCCACGGGCAUCAUCGCGGCGUUGUUGCCGUGGAAGCCGUACAAGCACUUGAAACAUGUUUGGUUUGGGUUCUCAUGUUUUUUCUAUAUCAUGCUGUUGGUGUCGCUUCAGGUUGACGUGGGGUACAAAGCAAGCAAGCAGAUCGAGGUGGCCGCCAACCUCUUCAAGCAGCUCGAGAUGCUCACUAUCGUGGUUUGGUCGUUCUAUCCGAUCAUCGUGGGCAUUGGGCGUGCGCACCUGGGCCUCAUCACGAAGCCCACCGAGGACAUCUGCCUGUGCGUCCUGGACGUCGUAGCCAAGAUCGGAAUGGAGGGGAUCAUCGUAGGCUCCUGCUUCAACGGCUGCGUCGAGGCAGGGGCGCACUGAGCGCGCUGCAGGCUCUUCCGGCGGACCAGCUGUGAGCCUCUGGCCGUCACCUCUGGCGGCCGAAGUCGUGCCGUGGGCUUUCCCUGGGAGGGGG